Molecule: messenger RNA, 663 nt
Organism: Naegleria gruberi
Lineage: Eukaryota; Heterolobosea; Eutetramitea; Acrasida; Naegleriidae
Exons: 1
Coding region: 1-663 (220 amino acids)
Source: RefSeq, a predicted model, not a curated record
AUGGUCAAGAAAAUUCUGGCCCAAUACGAUUACAAGAGAUGUCUUUCAAAAUUGGUGAAUACUAAGGUAAAGGUUAUGAAAUUAUCGAAAAAGGACGCUCGUUCUGAUGAUGUUAAUCUCUCUCCUCAAGAGUUAAAUGGCAUUAAGAAAUCAUUUCAAAAUAUGUUCACACAACUUAAAGGAAUCAUGACAAGAAUCUUGGAAUGCAAAUUGACUGAUGAAGAAAACAGAUUGUUUUUCUUAGGGGAAAGACUGGAUAGAAUAAUGUUACCGAAAGUAUUGCUGGAAGAAGAAGAGGAGGAUGAGGAAGAUACGGAUGUUUACUUUGAGGAAUACUUUGAAAUUGUGAGACCAAUCGACUGUCCAAAGCAUGCUGUCACUCAAGUUGACAAGCAUGUAUUUGCAGAAAGAAAAAUUUAUGUCAAUAAUAGACAGCAUAAGCUUUACUUUUGUAAUUGUGGCGUGUCUUACGUUAUCAAUGAGCAACCUUAUUAUUACUUUGUGGUUCCCGAUUUGAAAAAAGAUGGAAAGCAGAAAGUUCUAUAUGAUAUUGAGGAUGAAGAAUGUGGAUUUACUUUUGUUAAAAGAGGAAUUUGGAAGCAAGGUGAUUAUGAUAUACAGGAUUGGAUUAUUCCUUUUGAAUAUAAAAAGUCCAAAGAUUAA